AUGGCUAUACAAUACCAAGAUAGUGGAUUCUACGACGAGACUAUGAGAAUACUACACCAAGACGCUCACAGCGGAUAUCCACCGGCACAGCAUCACCUAGGCGAUACAUACCGGUUUUGCAUUGGCGUACAACAAGAUAAUGCAGUAGCAUUCAUGUUUUAUUGUAGAGCUGCAGAUAAUGGUAUAAUAGAAUCGCAGUACAGAGAAUAUCUUAUUCGUAUUAUCUAUGACAUUCCUGUCGUUACAUCUGGAGAAGAGAUAUCUGAACAAUCAGAAUAUAUAACUAUCAGUAAUAAGAACGCCAUGUUCAUCUGGCCAACAAGCUCUAUUUUAGAAAACUUUGUAGAAAUAUUGGACCAUCACAGAGCGUCAGUCAUACAACAGAAGAAAUAUUAA
Messenger RNA from Paraglomus occultum, 396 nucleotides. The record is from the annotation of a GenBank genome assembly. Lineage: Eukaryota; Fungi; Glomeromycota; Glomeromycetes; Paraglomerales; Paraglomeraceae.